This is a messenger RNA of Lontra canadensis (Northern American river otter), 1474 nucleotides long. RefSeq names its product GATA binding protein 5 (gene GATA5). Gene Ontology annotation, cellular component: nucleus. The transcript is spliced from 7 exons. Bases 152 to 1366 code for a protein of 404 amino acids. Lineage: Eukaryota; Metazoa; Chordata; Mammalia; Carnivora; Mustelidae. Gene Ontology annotation, biological process: negative regulation of transcription by RNA polymerase II; cell fate commitment; cardiac muscle tissue development. The record is from RefSeq and is a predicted model, not a curated record. Gene Ontology annotation, molecular function: RNA polymerase II cis-regulatory region sequence-specific DNA binding; zinc ion binding; DNA-binding transcription factor activity, RNA polymerase II-specific.
CCGGUCCCGCCCGGCGCCCGCUCCCAGCGCGGCGGGGCCCCCGCGCCCAGGCCCCGCGGACGCGCGGCCGCUCCCUCUGGGCACCCGCCGCGCCCACCCCGGGAAGCUCCGAGGCCCGGCCGUGGAGGAGGUCAAGGCCACGGCGGGGAAGAUGUACCAGAGCCUGGCGCUGGCCCCGAGCCCCGGCCAGGCCGCCUACGCCGACUCCGGCGCCUUUCUGCACGCGCCAGGUGCCGGCUCCCCGGUGUUCGUGCCGCCCGCGCGUGUCCCCUCCAUGCUGCCCUACCUGCCGGCGUGUGAGCCGGGCCCGCAGGCCCCGGGGCUGGCCGCGCACCCCGGAUGGGCGCAGGCGGCGGCCGCAGACUCAUCAGCCUUCGGCCCCGGCAGCCCGCACCCACCGGCCGCUCAGCCGCCCGGAGCCACCGCCUUCCCCUUCCCGCACAGCCCCCCGGGGCCCGGCGGCGGUGGCAGCGCAGCGACCCGGGACGGUGGCGCCUACCAGGGCCCACUGCUGGCGCGUGAUCAGUACCCCACCCCGCUCGGGCGGCCAGUGAGCGCCUCUUACCCGACUGCCUACCCGGCCUACGUGAGCACAGAGGUGGCCCGGUCCUGGACCCCGGGACCCUUCGAAGGCAGCGUCCUGCACGGCCUCCAGAGCCGCCCCGCUGGCCUCCCCAGCCGCAGAGCCUCCUUCGUGUCGGACUUCUUGGAAGAGCUCCCCGGCGAGGGUCGCGAGUGCGUCAACUGCGGGGCCCUGUCCACACCGCUGUGGCGUCGUGAUGGCACUGGUCACUACUUGUGCAAUGCCUGUGGCCUCUACCACAAGAUGAACGGCGUCAACCGGCCGCUGGUUCGCCCGCAGAAGCGCCUGUCCUCAUCCCGCCGCGCGGGCCUCUGCUGCACCAACUGCCACACGACCACGACGACGCUGUGGCGGCGCAACGCGGAUGGGGAGCCGGUGUGCAACGCCUGCGGCCUCUACAUGAAGCUGCAUGGGGUGCCGCGGCCCCUGGCUAUGAAGAAGGAAAGUAUCCAGACGCGGAAGCGGAAACCCAAGAGCGUUGCGAAGACCAAGAGCUCCUCGGGAUGCCCAGCGAACAGCACAGCCUCGCCACCCUCCGUCCCGGACCCUGAGAGCCCAGCAGCUGCUUUGAAACCCAAACCUAGCCUGGCGUCCCCUUCAUGUCCUGGGUCCAACGUCACCUCCCAGGCCUCCAGCCAGGCGGACGACCCCCUGGCCCCCAGCCACUUGGAGUUCAAAUUCGAGCCCGAGGACUUUGCCUUCCCUUCCGCAGCCGUGGGCCCCCAGGCUGGCCUCAGCGGGGCCCUGCACCAGGAGGCCUGGUGUGCGCUGGCCUUGGCCUAGGUCCCCGGGCACCCAACAGACCCAUCUCACUGCCCGUUGGGGUCCAGCACAGCGGAGAGAUCUCACCGGGCCCACCCACCAGAAGAGACAAGCCAGUGGGACCUUGAG